Botrytis sinoallii is the source of this 573-nucleotide messenger RNA. RefSeq lists its product as uncharacterized. NCBI's taxonomy places the organism in Eukaryota, Fungi, Ascomycota, Leotiomycetes, Helotiales, Sclerotiniaceae. The record is from RefSeq and is a predicted model, not a curated record. The transcript has a single exon. Bases 1 to 573 code for a protein of 190 amino acids.
AUGUCUGCAUCGGCCUUUCCACCCCACAGAUCAAUCCCUUCGAUCCCUGUCAACCAAACAAUUGCUCUCAAAUACCUUCAAGAUUAUCUCUCUCUCACAUCCAGCACACCAUAUCUUCUCCCAAACGCCAAACUCGAGCCUACGGGUCCUACUAUCGGGAGCAGUCACUCCAGCGUUACGAUCCACAAUCUUCAACGUGUUGAAGCUGGUCUGCGCGGAGAAUGGGUUGCGCCAACAUUAGAAAUGGAGGAGGAAAAUCCAGUCGAGAUUGCGCAGGGUUUGGAAGAUGCAAGCGGGGGCGACAAGAUGGAUGUAGAUGGGUGGCAGGAUAAGGAAGAAUUUGAGAGGGAGCAGAGUAUCGAGGAGGGAGAUGUUGGAGCUAGGGCCCAAAAGGUGAACAACGCGGAGGUUGAUAGUGAUCUUGAGAUUGAGCCAAGUGCAAAGGUAGCUCCAAGUUCGAAUCCACCCAAAGCAUGGAUUAGGAAGGAAAAAGCAGAACGAAAAGCCGAAAAGAAGGCAAGACGCAAGGCAGAGCUGAAGGCGAAGGAAGCGAAGAAACAAUCCACAGCAUAA